Solenopsis invicta (red fire ant) is the source of this 3024-nucleotide messenger RNA. RefSeq lists its product as uncharacterized. Lineage: Eukaryota; Metazoa; Arthropoda; Insecta; Hymenoptera; Formicidae. Bases 2 to 841 code for a protein of 279 amino acids. The transcript has 4 exons. The record is from RefSeq and is a predicted model, not a curated record.
AAUGAAUAAAUUACCAAAAGAAAUUGAUCGUCGAGAAAAAUGGAUACAAAAUGCCAAGUUGGAAAAUAAAAGAACAAAACGUUAUAUAGCGUUAUGUGAAUUUCAUUUUACUUCAAAUAUGUGGGAACAGACACGCUCCGAUGGAAAAAAGAAACUUAAAUGUACAGCAAUUCCAACAAUAUUUGGAGAAUUAGUCACACAAAAAGUAAUAACCAGAGAAGCCGGAAUUAAUCGAAAUGUUGUGAAUUUAAAUAAAAUUAAAGAACAGUCGACAAUAUUAACUACAACAGAGUCUGAUGGUACUGUUACAAUUAAAAAUCUAGAAGAACAAUGUCAGUCGGUUUCUAUAGAUAUCGAACAAAGAAAAAAUACUCAAAUAAUCAAAAAAACUGAAAGUAAUCAAAAUACUAUCAAUUUAAAUAGAAUUGAAGGACAUUCUUUGGCAACAUCUAUAGAACAUAAUGAUUCUGUAACAGUAUUAAGAAAAACUCCAGAGUGCCAAUUAGAUGAUCUUUCAUCAGAUAUCAAAGAACAAAUAGCACAAUUAAGUAGUGAUGGAAAACAAAAGGAUAUAUUAAAUUCAAUACAUGAAAGCAAUUUGGAUAAACAAAAUUUACUAUACGUGGAAAAAAUCAAUAAGUUAGAGAAGCUGCUUCAACGAUCUGAAUCGCUACGGAUAAUAAUGAAAAAGAGGCAUAAAGGCUUGCAAAACAAAUACAAAAAGAGAAUUAAAGAUUUAGAAAAAAAAGUAGGCAUAAACGAAAAUUUUGCUAAAACUAUUCAGCAAUUAUUGCAUAAAGAUCAGAUACAACUAUUAAAUAUAAGUAAAAAGAAUAAGUAAAUAUAAAUCUGAAAAAUUUGCGCUGCAAACUCAGCAAAUUAAAAAAAAAUAAAACUAAUAGUGAGCAUACUCUUCUGUGUGAUAGGACUUGACAUCUAUGUGAUAUAAUUUUAUUUUUGAAAAUCACAUAAACACUUUUUUAUUAACAUUUUUUUAAUUAUAUUGUAAUACCAAGUAAUCGGAACUUCUUGGUCAUGGGAUAUUUUCCAUUUCAUAUUAAUUACUUUUGAAAACUUAAUGUAAUCGGAAAGGCUCAGUUUUGUGCUUUUAUUUCUAUUAAUUACUGGCUACGGCAGCAAAUUACAAAAAUUUUUAAAAUCUUAUUAUAUAUAAAUCUUAAGAAAGUUAAACCAUAUACAUUUGCUUAACAUUGAAAUAUAAUAUCGUCCAGUAAAUAAAAUUUAAAAUGUGUAAAUAAAAUGUAGAUGAGAAAUAUAUAAAUGCUUAAUACUGCGAUAAAAGUAUCGCAAAUGUUAAACCUCAGGGUCGGAGCCAUGUGGAACACUACAAUGUUCAACCAUCCCAUAUUAUACAUUAUUCCCUACGAAUGACAAUGGGAUACCUGCAGUGGACUAGUGCAGCUUGGUGGAGACGGAUGACAUACAAAGGUAUUAUAAGUUUAAAUGACUUCUUAUGGAUUCAAGAAAGUUAUUGACAAGUUUUAAUAGAUCUGUAGAACCGACAUUACAAUUUAAAGGUUAAAUAACGAAUAAAAAUCUGAUUAAUUUUUCAAACUUGUUUUUUUUUGCGUGUGAUUUACAUUAUUAAUUUCCUCUUAUAUACAAGAUUACAGUUCGUUAAGUUCAUAGACAUUGAUUUAGUCAUUUCGUAUAGUACGUUCAAUCGUUUAUAUUAGAAUCGUGUAACUUUCUGGUUAAGUUGUCUGUAAUGAAAUUUCCUGUUUAUUGAAAUGCCUAGUCGUACGUUAAUUCCUACGCCCGCGCAAUUCCACUGAAACGUCGCAUCGGUCGUGCAUCUCGUCGUGACCAUGCGAUCAAUCGUUGCCACGAAUUAUUCAAUGUUAUCGUUAUCAUAAAUCCGCCGGGUGUCCUGUUCACGCUCGCGUUCUGUGACCACCGGAAUGAUCCUGAUAAAUUAUCAUGCCAGAGAGGGGAGGGUGCACCCAGCAAUGCUGACGGCUGCAGGAGACGCGUUUAAAUUUUUGUAUGCGUGUGUGUAUUAAAGCUAUGAAAUGCGUAAACCAACAGAAAUACUUGUAUAUUUGAUUUGCGUUGUUCCAAUAUUAUACUCGAAUGUUAUACGAUAUAAUUUGCACAUCCCAUGGAUCAGUUGUCCAAAGAUUUCUGAUAAAAACAUGUAUUCGCUUACACCAGAGAGAUAUUUAGUCUAUAUAUUAUAACGUUAUUUAUAUUUUUACGAAAGAAUCAUACAUAAAUUUUAUUUCGGUAUUCCAUAAACACAAAACAUUUUAUAUUUUAAGUUAUAAUACGAAAAAAAAUUCAAGAAUGGUGAUAAUUCUUAUCGCGUCACGACUCAACAGAAAUGUAAAAACAUUAUGAUUAGCGAAUGCUAAGGCGACACACAAUUUCGCAAUUUAGUUUAACAUACUGUCCACUUCGUACAGGUAGUUUAUAUUUUGGUAUUUAUUGUCUUAUUUAAUACAAAAGCAAAGAGUAACUUACAAUAUUCCACAAUUAAUAUUUCAAUAAAUUCAGAUCAAAUAACUCCAUCUAUAUAUAUAUAACUGCAUCCGAGAUAUUAAUUAUGCGUCUCAUUGUUUUGUCACUCAUAAUUUAUCUAUUAUUGCGUGUAUCAGGGUUAAUACAUGUAAACGUAGGCAAUAAUCCAAUUUAUAUGUCGCCGCUACUUAGUUUAUAAAUAUAUGCAAUUAACGUGUUGUUUAAUAUCAUUUAAUUAUUUUCAUAUACGUAUUCAAUUUAUUGUCGAUCAGUAUUAUGACGUUGUUAUCAAAUUUUUUUUAUUUAAUUGAUGUAAAUGAGAAGAUAAUUUGCGAAAUGUAAUCUACACAGUUGGAAAAUUUCUAUUAAAUUUAACGUAUCUCUCAAUUUAACUUAUAUCUCAAGAUGAAUAUGUCAAAAAACAAUAUAAAUGUCAUACAAAUAAUUAACACAGAAAAUGUAACACUUCGACGCAAUUUGGAAAUAGAGUGUUGAAACAUAUUUCUUCCGUAAAAUUAACGUUUAUAAUAUGUUGAUACGUAU